CAGCGCGUCUCUCUCUCUCUCUCUCUCUCUCUCUCUCUCUCUCUCUCUCUCGCUCUUUCUCGUGCAUGAUUACUACAUACCUAUAUUUACGCAUUCGAUAUGGAUUUAUGUAUCGGCAGAUUGGGCAGCCAUAGCGACGAUAAGUACGAGAGAUGAUGUUCAAAGCUUUCCCGUUGCGAAUUUGAUCUCCAUUGCCGACGGGCCUGUUGGAAACGGUACCGGAAUACCGUACACGUACCUCACGCCUCUCGAUUUUCCCGCUCAGGAUCUCGCUAAAGAUCAUCGCGCGACUCUGUUAGUGUCGCUGGCUCAGGGCAGCUAUUGCAAAGAUAAAGAAUAUGAUCCGAUGGACCCGCGAUGCGUCAGAGUCAUGUUAACUGGAAAGAUUGUGGCACUGAAAAACGACACGAAGGAACACGAGGUUGCGAAGCAACUGUACUUUGACCGUCACCCGAAUAUGCGGAACAUGCCCGAAUCGCACAACUUCUUCUUCGCCGAGUUAAAGAUUUCAGUGAUCGCCAUGCUGGACACCUUCGGUGGCGUAAAGUACAUUCCCGUCGACGAGUACUUCAAUCCGCCGGUCACCUACAGGAGCUCUUUACUCGGAAGAAAAUCACCACGGCCUAUUUUCAAACGUCAACCCCGUUUUCCAUAAACGUAAAUCUCUGUCAGAAUCCACCGAGAUCCUGAUAGUCCGAAUUCCCGAGAUUUGUAAUGUUAGUCUCGGGGGUCCCCUUAUAGAAAGGAAAUUUAAAAGGAAACUUAACAGUUUUGUAUCCUCCAAGUGACUUGCUAC
Molecule: messenger RNA, 796 nt
Organism: Vollenhovia emeryi
Lineage: Eukaryota; Metazoa; Arthropoda; Insecta; Hymenoptera; Formicidae
Product: protein CREG1-like
Exons: 4
Source: RefSeq, a predicted model, not a curated record